AGAUCAUUGUGUGAAGUCUAUGCAAAUGGAGUGUUUUCCAAAACGAUUGAGCAGAAUAGCUCAGUAUGUCUCUUAAUCUCACUUCUUAGUGAUACAGUACUUGUGAACUGCCACCCUUAGUGAAAAUAGUUUAGUAAUACAAUAUGCUUCCUCUUUCUCCUCCUCUCCCCUUUCUUCUCAGAAAGUACAUUUAUUCAGCCUUUUUUAUGCUUGAUUGCUAAUUUUUAGCUUCAUUUGAUUCAGGAACCAAGAUUCCAAUAAUUCUUGGUGGUUUUUCCAUCCUACUUGGGGCAUUACUGAGUAGAAGGAAGGUGACCUUAGUGAAUUUUUCUUUUCAGAACUCAUUUGAAACACUGGAAAGUGAAGAUUAACUAUAUCUGGCUAAUAAUAUGUAAUGGAUUGUUUUGAAGCACUUUUUUCUUACUUGGUUUCACUGGGAUUUGGUGUCUAGCCUUGACUUGUGUUUAUGUUUUCCCUCAUCCCCCCUUUCCUCCUGUCUAGUGUGUUCUAACUACAAAAGUUUCAAAGAAUUGAAAGACUUUGACUGGUUUGUGUACUACUGACUGUUUCACUAAUCAAUAUUUAAUAUGGUUUUCAUAGGAUAUGUAACAUGACACUGAUAUUCUGGACAGUUUAUCUUAGGAGCCUCUGUGAAGCUGUUUUUUUGAAGUAAUGCCAAUAGAAAGUGGAAGCUGUGCAUCUGCUCGCCAAGCAAAGCAGAAACGUAAAUCACACAGCCUUUCCAUCCGGAGAACCAACAGCUCCGAGCAGGAGCGGGCGGGACUGCAGAGAGACAUGUUGGAAGGGCAGGAUUCCAAGUUACCAUCUGCUAUCCGGAAUACACUCCUUGAACUUUUUGGACAAAUAGAGCGGGAAUUUGAAAACUUGUAUAUUGAAAAUUUGGAAUUGCGUAGGGAGAUUGACACCCUGAAUGAGCGCUUAGCAGGUGAAGGACAGACAAUUGAUGGUGCUGAGCUGAGCAAAGGACAACUGAAAACAAAAGCCAGUCAUAGCACCAGUCAGCUUUCUCAGAAAUUAAAGACAACUUACAAGGCAUCUACUAGCAAGAUUGUAUCCAGUUUUAAAACUACAACAUCAAGGGCAAUCUGUCAGCUGGUAAAGGAAUAUGUUGGCCACAGGGAUGGUAUUUGGGAUGUCAGUGUCGCGAAAACUCAGCCAGUGGUGUUGGGAACCGCAUCUGCUGAUCACACUGCUUUGCUGUGGAGCAUAGAAACAGGGAAGUGCCUUGUCAAGUAUGUAGGGCAUGUCGGCUCAGUAAACUCCAUUAAGUUUCAUCCCACUGAGCAAGUGGCUCUUACAGCAUCUGGAGACCAGACAGCUCACAUCUGGAGAUACAUAGUACAGUUGCCUACACCUCAGCCAACUGCAGACAGCAAUCAAGUGUCUGGAGAAGAUGAAGUUGAAAUCUCAGACAAAGAUGAACCUGAUGGAGAUGGAGAUGGUUCCAGUGAUUGCCCCACUGUCAGAGCCCCACUGACCUCCCUGAAAAGCCACCAAGGAGUGGUCAUAGCAGCUGACUGGCUUGUUGGGGGGAAGCAAGCUGUGACAGCAUCGUGGGACAGGACAGCAAAUCUGUAUGAUGUAGAGACUUCUGAACUUGUCCAUUCUCUUACAGGGCACGACCAAGAGCUGACGCAUUGCUGCACGCAUCCCACGCAGCGCCUCGUGGUGACAUCGUCCCGCGACACCACCUUCCGCCUGUGGGAUUUCAGAGAUCCUUCUAUCCAUUCUGUGAAUGUCUUUCAGGGCCACACAGACACUGUGACAUCUGCAGUUUUCACUGUGGGAGACAACGUUGUUUCUGGUAGUGAUGACCGUACAGUAAAAGUCUGGGAUUUGAAAAACAUGAGGAGUCCUAUUGCAACAAUCCGCACAGAUUCUGCAGUCAACAGGAUUAACGUGUGCGUUGGCCAGAGGAUCAUCGCCCUUCCCCACGACAACCGGCAGGUUCGGCUCUUCGACAUGUCAGGGGUGCGGCUGGCGCGGCUCCCUCGCAGCAACAGACAGGGGCACAGGAGGAUGGUUUGCUGCUGUGCCUGGUGUGAGGACCAUGCCAUCUGCAACCUCUUCACGUGUGGGUUUGACCGUCAGGCCAUCGGCUGGAACAUCAACAUCCCUGCUUUGCUACAGGAGAAGUGAAGUGUUGCUGAGAGUUUCUGCAGAGUUUGUGUCGCCGUGGACUUCUACACCUGGGCAGACUUUUCUGAGCACUGGUCUGCUGUCGCUGUAAAAGCUCUUCCGUGAGGGGAGACUUGAGCAAGUGUUGUUCUUGUUACCACGUUGUGCACAGUUUGCAUGGGUUGUACAGAAAAAUGUGAUUUUUUAAAAAUUAGUUUGUCUUGUGUAUGAAAUUUUAUAUUUUGGCAUCCACUGGUCAAUAUGUUCACUGUUGCGUAGAGCACAUAAAUGUUCAUAAGUUAUUUAGCAUUUAAUAGUUACACAGUAGGGCAUUACAUCUGUGACAUAAAUGUGAAACUUAUGUAAUUACUGUAGAGAGUGUAUACAGUCUGUUAUGUUUUUCCAUGACUCUACAUAUCUGCCUUGUGUUAAAAGGAAUCUGCAGGGCUAAAACUUUGAAAUGAAGUGUGAAUUUCACUAGUUGUAUGAUUGUAAACAUUUUCCUGUUUGCAUCUGAUUUGAAUACUUUUUUUAGUGCUGCCAUAUAGUGCAACUUCAACUCCAUUUUUACUCCGGUUACAAGAGAAAUAGUAGAUUUGAGAAGGAAAAUGCAAGCAACUUGUAGUGAGUAUAGACUGCCAGGUUUAUUUGUAAUCUUAAUUGUACUUUUUAUUUUGAAAAAAGAGAAAGAUUCAUUCUGCCCUUCUUAUAUAAAGUAAUUCUGAAACCUUAUCGCAUUUCAUAUUAGCAAAAAUCCAGACUAUUACAAUUCUAAUCACUGAAAUCUAGUCAAGCAAAUUCUGAAGCACUUUAGUUUAUAGCUAUUGUUAUAAACCAUUUAUGAAAGUUUGACUUUACCAGUGAAUGUGAGCUAACCUUUGUAAGAAGGAUUAAUUCCUUUUGGUGAUCUGCCCAGAAAGGAAAUAGUUUAUUUGGGGGUUGAUGAUUUUGUUUAUGUACCUACAGUGAGCAUACUUUUAAUUGUGUUCACUUCCCAUAUUUUUAUUUUGAGCCAGCAAUACAAAGUAAAUGAGUUCUACCUCAAAAAUGAAUGUUGGUCAAGAUGCAUGGAAUCUCUCUGUAGCCUAGAAAAAAGCACCUUUGGUCUCUGGCUGAAGUACUAUCUCUGACAGGAGAAGAAAGACAAUCAUACUACAUGUGAUCCUUAAGGUAGUUAACACAUGAAGCUAGUGGUGCAAUACACUAAGUCAGCAUCAUAUGUCACCCAGCCAUGGCAGGGGCACUGCAGCCUCUGGCUUGUUCCAGAAGGGAGUAAUUAGCAUAGCUCUCCCUUCUUUCUCCCAAAUGAUCUUACUCUGGGUUUGCUCCUCACUGUGUUUAGCUGUUUUUGCACUGGCAGUGGGGUGUUACUCUGCAGCUGCUGCUGUCAGUAGAUGCAGGUGGCAGCUGGUGUCUUGGAAAGAAUGGAAGGGCUGCUUCAGACAGACUCUUGGUUUUUGGCUGAAGGGAGGUGCUGCCCUUGACUGUCUGACAUAUCACAGUAUGAGAUGAAGGGUGGGGGUAAGGAAAGGUGCACUCUGACAGUGGAAUCUUGGAGUUCAUGGUGGGUUGGCAGAUGUAUUAGGAGCUUUUUAUCUCAUCAUCAUGAUUCUGUGCAACUACAUCUGUGCUCAUGUCCUCUGCAUCACUGUUUGUAAUGACAUUAAGAUGUGUGUUAGCUGGUUCUCCUGUUAACUAACAUUUGUGUGGCAUGGGAGUACAGUGGGAUGGCAUGGGAUAAUGAAUGCAUCAGUGAGGAAUGGAAGGAAAAUGGGGGUCCUAAACAUUGUUUUGGACUGUAACAUUGAGGAAAUGCAAAAUAUUUAAUGGAGAAUAUAUGUAGUGUCUUUGUAGUACAUGUCAUCAGAAUGGUUUGAUCCCUUGUUUUUUUUCUGUUGUGGGGUUUGGGAUUUUUUCUUGAGAUACAAGAUGGACAACUGUGCUGAAGUAUUCUUAAAUACUAUAACUAGUGAGGUUGCAGAAAGCAGCUGCAGAGUUUUAAGUCUUCUGGUGGUAAGAGUUAAAUGAUGGUGACAAUGUUUAUUUUCACUUUUUUUUUUUUUUCUCCUGGGUUUUUUGCUCUGGGUUAAAGCCAUUUGAUGUUGGGUUACAGGUUUUAUUCCUUAAGAAAACAAGACUCUCUUUCUUUUAGUUGGUAACAGAGAGAACUUUACAAAGGUUUAUGCUGUUUUUAAAAAAAAAAGAGAAAAGUGUCUGGCCAGUACAAGCAGUUUAUCCAGCAUGGCCUGCAUGUAGGAUCUGGACAAUGGCUCUCCUUUAUUACCUGAGGCAGAGGAGAGGGUCACUGGUUUUGGUCCUGCUAAACUAAAGUGUCUAAGCUUCUCUCAUACAUAUGUAGUACAGAACCACUGGACUCUAUGCAGUUUAAUCAUCAUUGCUGCAAACUUUUUAUAUCACCAGAGGGACCAUCCUCUGGCACCAGAAUGGGUGAUUACGUGGUUUCAUUUUGAAAAGAAUCAACCAAACAAGGUGCUAGAGCCACGUUCUUAUGAGCAGGCUAAUACUUAAAUCAGCUGAACACUGAACUAUCACUUAGUUUAGUUUUCUGUACUGUAGUGAAGGGUAAGCCAAACUGCCAUUCCCCUUGAAGCUAAACAUAUGAGCAGGGGUAGUGAAUAUACUACAUUGACUAAAUAUGUGGAAAACAUUUCAUGGCUCUAAGUGUUCUAAAGAGUGUUUUUCCAGCACUGAACAAUGUCCAGCAUUUCAUUAAAUGGAGCAGAGUUGCAGUUACAGUUUCAGUAUUGUGCAGAAUUUCACAGAAAACUCAUCACUGGGCAAAACCAAGCUUCUGUGUCUUUCUCUCAAGCAAUGCACAUCAAUUUUCACGAAGUUUGUGUAUACUUUUCAGUCAGAAAGAUCUGGAAUGAAACAUCUUAUUUGUUGCCUAAAUCUGUGAAAACUACCUUUUGGGGAAAAGAAUUUAUAAGUUAUGUGGAACCACUUUUUAUUAUUCUGCUAAUUUGUUUUUAGAUGUAAAAUGUUUUUCUUCAUUACAAUUCAAAAGGCAUUAAAACAUUAAACAAUUU
Messenger RNA from Passer montanus (Eurasian tree sparrow), 5189 nucleotides. RefSeq names its product WD repeat domain 37 (gene WDR37). Lineage: Eukaryota; Metazoa; Chordata; Aves; Passeriformes; Passeridae. Gene Ontology annotation, molecular function: protein binding. The transcript is spliced from 14 exons. The coding region runs from base 673 to 2160 and encodes 495 amino acids. The record is from RefSeq and is a predicted model, not a curated record. Gene Ontology annotation, cellular component: preribosome, large subunit precursor.